AUGGUACCCGCGAGUGUGACUGUUGAGUCGCCCGCCAAAAAAACUGCGUCGCGGCGUGCCAAGACAGAAGCGACGAUCGAGCCGCUGUAUAUGUCGAAUGCGCCUGUGGCAUCAGACGAGGCCCCGUUCAGUUUCGGCCAUCUUCCUGACCCUUCCAAAUGGAAAAGCGCGUUUUCCUUUACCAAGGAGCACAUGGCGCGGCACCGCUACUUUGUUGCGCGCCGCGAAACGGCACAAGAGAUUGUGUCCAAAAUUGGGCUUGACGAUGCUGAGCGCCGUGGCCGAAAGGUCACGGUUGUUGAAGCGUAUGCGGGCCCUGGCACCAUCACGCGUGAACUUAUGCAGCAUCCCAACGUUGAGCGCGUUGUCGCAUUGGAGAAUGUGACCACCUUUUUGCCAUGGCUCGAGCAAUUGUACCACGAUCCUGCCAUGGCUGCACACAAAGAAAAGCUACAUAUCCUGCCAGAGUCUGGCUUUGCUUGGGACACGUACGAAACGCUGGUGAACGGUGGCUAUCUCGCUCACCUGGAGAACAAGGUACCGAAUCUUGGAGAGCACGCGCCGCCGAUGCACUGGGACGAGCCGAGCCCGAUUGUGUUUGUGGCGCAGAUUCCGAAUACUGUGCAUGGAGAGCAGCUCUACGCACAGCUCGUCCACGCGAUCUCCUCUGGAUUUUGGCUGUUUAAGUACGGCCGCGUCAAGAUGGUGUUUGUAUGCGGAGAGGCCGUAGCCGUGGAGCACAAAAACCGUGCCAAGCUGGGCACAACAGUGCAGUGCCUCAGUACACCAGAGCUCUUGAUCCCAGCCAGCGACUUGCAGCCGUACGCAGACUACUUUUACCCGCCCACCCCAUCGAUCGGUCCACGCGUGCCGGUGACGAGUACCUUUAUCCCCAAUUCGAACAUUUCUUCUGGGCUCUCCAAGCGCAAUCUGUGUGUGUUGAGCGUUGAUCCGCUCAAGAAGAAGCUUGUACAAAGCCGCGAUUUGGAUGCGUUUGAAUUCCUCACUCGCAACCUGUUUGUGCUCAAGACGAAACAGAUUGCCGAGGCGCUCAAACAUGUCGUUCCUGGCGCAGCAAACAUCCUGAAACUUGUCUCGCCCGAGCAUCCAAGAAUGAAGGACCAUCCCGAGCAGGUGAUCCUUCCUGAUACCCCCGUCGUUGACCUGACCAACGAGCAAUGGGCAGCGCUUGCGAUGGUGUUUGAAAAGUGGCCAUUUCGGCCGCAGAACCUGUUUGAAGAGGGCCGGUUGCAGCGCGGCAAGAAUGCCGACAACCAAUUUUUCUAG
Malassezia vespertilionis is the source of this 1287-nucleotide messenger RNA. RefSeq lists its product as uncharacterized. The coding region runs from base 1 to 1287 and encodes 428 amino acids. The transcript has 4 exons. Gene Ontology annotation, cellular component: mitochondrial matrix. NCBI's taxonomy places the organism in Eukaryota, Fungi, Basidiomycota, Malasseziomycetes, Malasseziales, Malasseziaceae. Gene Ontology annotation, molecular function: rRNA (adenine-N6,N6-)-dimethyltransferase activity. The record is from RefSeq and is a predicted model, not a curated record. Gene Ontology annotation, biological process: rRNA methylation.